CCUGCAACGUGAUGCGGUAAAUACCCCACAGAGCAUGCAUGCUCUUUUUUGUCGGUCCAUUGAAUCACCCUUCAAAUUUCUAAACCAGCUCCAAAUCCUACAUUUUUUUUUUGUGAUUUAAAAAUUCACCCAUUCUUGAAAAGCAAAAAUCCCAGCAAAAAUUUUGGAUUUCUGCCAUCGGAUUCUUCUCGAGAUUGCUCUCACAUGGUUUCUGCACAGCCCUUUAUUCUAAAAAUCGAUUCUUUUUUCCUGUUUAAUUACUGGGUUCUUUUAUAGUUUUAUUCUCUUGUAAAAAUCGCCCCGUAUUAUUAUAUAUUAUAUUUCUACGGAGCAUUAGAUUUCAUUUGUUUAUAAUUUUGUGAGUUUGUGUGUUGUACGAGUGAGUUGUUGGUGAUAAUAAAGAAAAUGGUGGCGGAUUGGAAAUCAUCAUGGUGGCGAUCUCUGAGCAAGCAGAACCACUUGAUUGUGAAGUUGGGCAUCUCUGUUCUCCUUGCCGGUCUAGCUUUCAGGCUUCUCUUCUCUAGAUCCAUUGAUAUUCCUGACGGUGCAGAAACGGAGAUCAUAUUUCUUGAAGAUUGUGAAGUUGCCCCUACAGAUGAACAGAAUGUAGAGCAGUGUGAUCUUUUCGUUGGAGAUUGGGUUCCUAAUCCGAUAGGUCCUAUGUACACAAAUGAUUCAUGUAAGUUCAUCGAAAACCAUCAGAACUGUAUGUUGAAUGGUCGGCCAGAUACAGGCUAUCUUUACUGGAAAUGGAGGCCUCGUGAUUGUGAGUUGCGCCAAUUUAACCCGAAGAAGUUUCUUGUGCUAAUGAGGGAUAAAAAUUGGGCGUUGGUUGGCGAUUCUAUAACUAGGAAUCAUGUUCAAUCAAUUCUUUGCAUGCUCUCUAGGGUAGAAGUAGCAAUUGAAAUAUACCAUGAUGGGGAUUACAAAUCGAGAAGAUGGUUCUUCCCCUCGUACAACUUCACGAUUUCGGUCAUUUGGUCCCCUUUCCUGGCAGAAGCAGCUACCUUUGAGGACAUAAAUGGGGUAUCUUCUUCUGAGAUCGAGCUGCAUCUUGAUAGACUUGAUAAGAAUUGGACUCGGUAUUAUGAUGAGUUAGACUACAUAGUAUUCUCGAGUGGCGAGUGGUUUGUGAAAACGGCUGUCUAUUUCAAGAACGAUAUGAUAAUAGGGUGCCACCUUUGUCCCAAAAGGAACUUGACAGAGCUCGGGUUCGCCUUUGCCUACAGAGAAAUCCUCAGGAGUUUCUUCAACUACAUUAUUUCGUCGAAGCAUAAAGGUACGAUUUUGUUUAGGACCACCACCCCAGCCCAUUUCGAGCAUGGCGAAUGGUUUAGCGGGGGGACCUGCAACAGAACAGAGCCAGCACACGAAGGCGAGUUCAAGUUAAGUGAGAUUCACAGGAUUCUGCGAGAGGUGGAGCUGCAGGAAUUCGAGAGGGUCUCGGGCAAUGCAACCGAGGCGGGGGUGAAGCUUAAGCUCUUCGACAUAACUCCCCUCACGUUGUUGAGGCCCGAUGGCCACCCGGGGCCAUACAGAUUCUAUCAACCGUUUGCGGAUGGCAAGAACGGGACAGGCAUCAACGACUGCCUGCACUGGUGCUUGCCCGGGCCGAUUGAUUCUUGGAACGAUUUGCUAAUGGAAAUGGUUAGGUGCCGUUGAGAGGGUAUUUGGUCAUUCUUUUCUGACAUUCAAAACCUCGUUCGCUUGCAGUCUGCCAUGAAUGAAUGCUUCGGGGAAAGUAUCGAUUGAUGGAUCGAAAUGGUUAGUGAUGCAAGUAAUUAAAGCACAUAUUAUAGUAAUGGUCUGCAACUCUUUCUACCCCUCUGUAGGUUUAUGUAUAAAAAACAGUAAUACUAAAUUGGAGAUGGCACUUAGUCAGUUAGUCUUUGUUGCCUCACCCAUAGUAAAUGUACCAAUAAUUUUUCUUUUUUAUCAAUACAAUGUUCUCAAUAAAUUA
This is a messenger RNA of Ipomoea nil (Japanese morning glory), 1960 nucleotides long. Its product is annotated as protein trichome birefringence-like 23. The transcript is spliced from 3 exons. The coding region runs from base 406 to 1662 and encodes 418 amino acids. The record is from RefSeq and is a predicted model, not a curated record. Gene Ontology annotation, molecular function: O-acetyltransferase activity. Gene Ontology annotation, cellular component: Golgi apparatus. Lineage: Eukaryota; Viridiplantae; Streptophyta; Magnoliopsida; Solanales; Convolvulaceae.